AACAUUUUAAUUAGAGCCCUCAAUUGCAAACCACCCCUUUCAGGCCCAACCCAAAUUCCAAACAACAACUUCAUUGUUCACUUUUUGUCUGCUCUGCUAAAAAUCAUCUGAAAUUGAAAAUUCUCACCGGGAAGAAUGGAGACCGGAGAUGACGAAGAGCCGCCGCUCGCCAUUGCAAUCGACGAAGUCAACGACCACGAGAUUCCACCACAAAGGACGAUUGAGCUGGAUGCUGGUCAACCGCCGUGUCUUCCGGUAGCUCAACCGGUCGGCGUCACCGUAAUCACAGGAUAUCUCGGCUCCGGGAAAUCGACGUUAGUGAAUCAUAUAUUGAAUACACAACAUGGGAAGAGAAUAGCAGUUAUCUUGAACGAGUUUGGGGAGGAGAUAGGAGUAGAGAGAGCGAUGAUCAAUGAAGGAGACGAAGGAGCGCUUGUGGAGGAGUGGGUUGAGCUUGCAAAUGGUUGUAUUUGUUGCAAUGUCAAGCAUAGCUUGGUUCAGGCACUGGAGCAACUUGUGCAGAGGAAAGAAAGGCUUGACCAUAUAUUACUAGAGACUACAGGUCUAGCGAACCCUGCCCCUCUAGCAUCUGUGCUUUGGUUGGAUGAUCAAUUGGAAUCAGAUGUCAGGCUCGAUUCUAUUAUCACUGUUGUGGAUGCCAAAAACCUCGGCUAUCAGCUGAAAUCACAUCAUGAAUCCUCAUCAUUCCCUGAAGCAUAUCAUCAGAUUGCAUUUGCGGAUGUUGUGAUACUUAAUAAGGUUGAUCUGGUGUCUGAUGAUGACUCUGGUGUGGUCCUGGAAGAUCUGGAAAAGGACAUACAUGCAAUUAAUUCCCUUGCCAAUAUUAUUCGUUCAGUUCGCUGCCAAGUUGACUUGUCCAUGAUACUGAACUGCCGAGCAUAUGAUGCUGCACAUGCCACUCAUUUGGAAGACCUAUUGAGAGAAAAUCGAAAUCUAUCUACUAGUGAUAUUCACGACAGUGGUGUAAGAACCUUAUGCAUUUCCGAGAUGAAGAUAGUUGAUCUUGAGAAGAUUAGGAUGUGGAUUGAGGAGAUCCUUUGGGAAAAGAAAUAUGGAAUGGAUGUUUAUCGGUGCAAAGGGAUUCUAAGUGUCGUAAACUCAGAUCAGCUUUACACCCUGCAGGCGGUAAGGGAAAUAUAUGAGAUUGUCCCAGCCCGCAAGUGGAAAGAUGACGAGAGUAGAAUCAACAAAAUUGUUUUUAUAGGUCGUUCGUUAAAUGAGGAGAUUCUAGUAAAUACCAUGCGAGAUUGCACCGUGUAGUACUGCUGCCAGUUGGCUGACCUACGGCCACUCCAAGAAGCUGUAAUUUGAGGAAAAACGUGCUCGACCAUUUUCCGAAGGACCGUUGGCAUUACAGCACUUCAAAGUUAGAAUUCUAAACAGUAUCUUCGAGAGUCAUCUCUUUUUGUUCCUUACCUUUGUAGACGUCGGAAAGAUAGUGUAAAAGAGCUCAAUUUUCUUA
Molecule: messenger RNA, 1483 nt
Organism: Erythranthe guttata (spotted monkey flower)
Lineage: Eukaryota; Viridiplantae; Streptophyta; Magnoliopsida; Lamiales; Phrymaceae
Product: Cobalamin biosynthesis CobW-like protein
Cellular component (GO): cytoplasm
Source: RefSeq, a predicted model, not a curated record